Pygocentrus nattereri (red-bellied piranha) is the source of this 1799-nucleotide messenger RNA. RefSeq names its product tripartite motif containing 59 (gene trim59). NCBI's taxonomy places the organism in Eukaryota, Metazoa, Chordata, Actinopteri, Characiformes, Serrasalmidae. Gene Ontology annotation, molecular function: zinc ion binding. The transcript has 2 exons. The record is from RefSeq and is a predicted model, not a curated record. Gene Ontology annotation, cellular component: intraciliary transport particle B; cilium; centrosome. Gene Ontology annotation, biological process: cilium assembly. Bases 112 to 1389 code for a protein of 425 amino acids.
AGUUCAGGAAUCGGACGUCACUACAGCAGACGGUUAUUGUUGCCGUGGGAAACGCCAGUUUUCAGAAAGUGUGAGCGCAGGAGAACAGCAGUCACUCCCCUCUACUGUGGAAUGGAGAACUUGGAGGAGGACCUCACUUGCUCCGUUUGUUAUUCCCUCUUCAACGAUCCAAGAGUGCUUCCCUGCUCCCACACCUUCUGCAAAGGCUGUCUGGAGAAUGUUCUCCAGGUUUCUUCCAACUUCUCCAUUUGGCGCCCACUUCGCCUCCCACUGAAAUGCCCCAACUGCCGCAGUGUGGUGGAGCUGCCGCCCAACGGCGUGGACGCCCUUCCGAUCAACGUCUGCCUGCGUGCCAUUAUAGAGAAGUACCAGCGUGAUGGUCAGCCCCGUGUUCCGGCUUGCCUCGAACAUCCUCGCCAACCUCUGAAUGUCUACUGCGUUCAGGACUGCAAGCUCAUAUGUGGCUUCUGCCUGACCAUUGGCCAGCAUCAGGGUCACACCAUUGAUGACCUCCAGACAGCGUACAUCAAAGAGCGUGACACCCCAGCCAAGCUUGUCGAGUGUCUGACCGACAGGCGAUGGGAAGAGGUCUGCACCCUGGUUGAACGUCUGGAGCAAGAAAAAGCUCGAUAUGAGGGCCUAGUCCAUCAAGACCGUGAGUCUGUCGUGCAGUUCUUCCAGGGCCUGGAGCGCCUUCUUGCUCACAAGAAAGAGCUGUUCAUGAAAGCUCUGGAUGGGGUGAAUGUGCGGCUAGCCUGCACCUAUGACCCCCUCAUUGAGAAACUGAAGGAGAUGAAGGAGGAACAGCUUGACUUGAUCUCUGUGAGCUCAUGUGUUGGAGAAGAGGAGUCCCCACUUGGUUUUCUGGAGAAAGUGCACCAUUUGAGGGAGAGGGUGAACACCUUGACGCAGACAGCGCUGCCCGAGGUCCCUUUACUUCACAUUUCACCCCGAGCAGGGGACUUCCUUGGGGAACACUGGGCUAACGUGACCAUCGGAAGGCUGGAAGAUGGCCCAAUCCCAAAAAUCUCCUGCGGCAUAAAAGGGUGCUCCACAAAAGGGGCACCACUGUCCACAUCGGGAAAAGCAUGGUUCUGGUUUCAGUCUUCGACCGCUGCCGUCUUUCUACUCAUGCUGCUAUUGCUACUUCUGCUUUUGUGGUUCAACCCUGUGGGUGGAGCAUCCCUUGGCUUCUCCAUUCUAUCACAGAUUAGUCAGACGGUCAAAAGUCUAGUAGCCGAACUGACCUUUCCACUGCGUGGAUCAGGAACAUUCCUCUACUGCAUGCUUCGAGACCUAGGCCUUAAAUUCAGCUCGUAUAUUUCUGCUCUGGGAGAGAGCACCUACCAACACAUGGCCUUCUUUUUCAAAACAAUUCAGUUGUGUUAACCACAUAAAAAUCUGUGGUACUCUUAAAUAUAGCUUGGUUUACAUGAUUCAAAGUGCUGUACAACACUGACCUUGGACACAAUGAGCGACAACUGGUUUAGCACAUGUUCAGUCAAGCAAGCUGAACAGAAGCUUGCUAGUUUAAUCUCAGGAGUGGACAAGCCACAAUGUAGUAGCUCCUAUUCCGGUACAGCUCUAACUCGAGUGAACUUAAGUAUGCAGUCAAGAUGAAAUAAGCCACAUUAGCUCUGAUCUCUUACCUUAACUUACCAACUAAUGUUUUAUACCUUACCACUGAUGUUUUAUUCUACUUUUUAUUUCCUAACUUUUGCUACUGAACUUUAAUACUGGAUUUCUGACUCUGGAUUGUCAAGAUUUUGGUGAAUGAAUAAUAACUUCUUUCCUUGGUC